This is a messenger RNA of Cinclus cinclus, 2006 nucleotides long. RefSeq lists its product as uncharacterized. The coding region runs from base 233 to 1990 and encodes 585 amino acids. The record is from RefSeq and is a predicted model, not a curated record. The transcript has 14 exons. Gene Ontology annotation, molecular function: single-stranded RNA binding; double-stranded RNA binding; zinc ion binding. Gene Ontology annotation, cellular component: precatalytic spliceosome. Lineage: Eukaryota; Metazoa; Chordata; Aves; Passeriformes; Cinclidae.
CGCUGUGCGGGGCGAGGCGGGCGAGGGGUCCUGGAUGAUCUGAGGCUGCUCCGGCAGUGGAAGAUGUGGAUUGAUCCACACAACAAAACAGGAGCGCUUAAGUAGCAAAAUAAUAACUCAACUCUGCCGCCUGGGGUGUGGCCUCCGCUCCUACCUGGUCGCUGUAAAGCAUUGUGUGAACAAGAGUUGGUUUUCGUUUUUUUUUUUAUUUUUUCUUUCCCGAUCGUGCAGGAUGAGCGCCGUGCCUGAGGAAGUUAAGGCAGAAGAUGGCAACGCGGAGCCUGGCAAAAAGCAGUUUUACUGCGAAGUUUGUAAAAUUUCCUGUAUGUGUGCUAUAAAUCUUCAGUCCCACUAUCGUGGUGCAAAGCAUAGAAAGCAAGAGAAAGCCCUGAGACGCAGGAAUCUCUAUAGUUCUUCAGCUCUAAUAAAAGUUCCGAUGAAGUUUCGAGUGCUCAGACCAGUGAGGAGAGCAUUCACAGGGUACAUAACCUGUCUGAAGGAUUUUAUGAAUGAUCCCAGAAGAGAAGAACCUCUUAUUGGUUUAGAACAUGUGGUUGAAAUCAGACUUGAAGGAAGAAAAGACCCGCGUUACGAGUGCAGGCUGUGUGGGUGUAAUGCAGAGGUGGCACCUAUGAUAGAACAUCUCAGUGGACACAAACACAGAAGAGAAUACAUUUCUAAAGAAUUUCCAGAUAAAAUGAGGAGAAAACCAACAAGUGGAAAAGAAUGCAAAGUAUCUUUUUUCAAACGGAUAGCAGGAGAGCUAGAGAAGAGUGAAGGAUUAAAAAUGUAUAAGAUUGAAGGUUACGCAAGGCCAACUCCCUCAUCGCCAUUGAAGAAGAAAGCAAGGUGGGAAGAUGAUUACAAGCAUGAGAACGAUCCUGUUCGGAAACAAAAAGCUCUGGAGUUCUUGGAGACUUUUCACAUCACCUCAGACUCAGAAGCAACACUUGUUGUUCACAUUACACAGGAACUCAUGGAGGCUUUGAAGGCCUUUUGUGAAAAGAAAGCAGCAGAUAAUUGCGCCAACAGUUUAGGCCCACAGAUGUCAGUACCUCAGAAUGAAUUUCCAGAAAGGAAAAGCGUCCCAGAACACUAUGGGACAGAUGGAGAGUACAAAGGAAGUUCUGACUGGAAUCAAGGUUUUUUGUCUCAGUAUGAAGAGUGUCCUGAAGAUGCUUCUUUUGCUCCUGCUCACUCAAACAGUUACCAGGCAGAUGAUGGAUCAUCCUCCUGUCAUCUGAGAUCUGACAACAUUGCAAUGAUAUCUCCACUCACGGGCUCUCCUGCUGUUGAGCCUGAUAGUGCUGUCAGUGGUGUCAGCAAAUGGCUGAGACAGCUCAGAAACUCUGUGUCCUGCAGGAAUUCGGCUGCUGGGGCCUCUUCAUACAAGACCAGCCCAGUGAAGGAGUACUCAACAGAAUACAUAUCCAAUAAUGUGCAAGGAAGUGAGCUUUGUGAUAACAGAUUGUCAUUUGGCAGGGAAAAUACAAAAUGGAGGAAUCAACAAAUGUGUAAAAAAGCAAGGCAUGUAAGUGACCAAAAAUUACCCUAUCCCACUUCUUCUGCCUCAUAUCCUUCAUCUGGAAGAUACUCCACAAACUAUCCUUCACAAAACUAUUCCUCUUACAAGAACGAGUCUGUGAAUACUUGUACAUCAUCUGCAAAUUCUGCUGUUUCAGGAAGAGGUGGCUCCAGAUGGCACCAGAACACUAGGUGGAAUGAGUGGAGUGAGGACUGUAGCUGGAAGCAGGACUAUAGCUGGAAGCAGGAAUCUAGGUGUCAAGGAUUCAGGUAUCAGGAAUCGGGCUACCAGAGAGACUGGAGUUCACAUCAGGACUCAAUUUCUGGCAGUGGUUCAUACCGAGGUCCCCAGCAGUUCAGAAGAUCAGAUGGAGUUGAUGUUGGUCUUGCUCCCAACACUGUGAAGAGACUACUAGGAAAGGAAGUACCUACAAUGACCAGGAUUCUCAAACAGUUGGCUCCAUAAUAUCCAGCACUUCAAA